AAAGUACACACAUACACAGUACACGCUCGUAUGCACACAUGAUGCACAUGUCGCGCGCGCUGCCUCGCCACGCCACGCCGCGCCGCGCGGCUUAUAAGCCAGACACCGGCGCGCGCGCCCUCGCCACUCGCGAGCUUCUACUGCUGUCUCUGAGAUACUGUCAGUGCACUGUCUGUGCGUUCCCGGCCAUGUCCGCCGCCGCGGUCACCGCCACGCCGCGCCACGCCCGGCCGUCUCCUCUCAACCCGAACGCCAGGGCCGCGGCGGCGGCGGCCGCCGCGGCGCCGCCGAACGCCGUGUCCACCACCAGGACGCACCUCGCCAACCUCGACCGCCUCCUCGUCCGGCCGCCGCCGCUCCCCCUGCCGCUCCAGAACAAGGGGGCGCCGCCGGCCGAUGACCUCGGCGACGGCGGCGGCGCCGCCACCACCGACGACCGGAGCGGCCGCUGCGGGCUGCUCAACGCGCUCAACCUGUCCACGUUCCUGCCCUUCGUCCGCAAGCCGGCCGUCGACGAGAUGUCGCCGCGCAGCCUCGCGCACCUGCAGCGCCUCCUCACGCUGUCGCCGCGGCCCUCGCCGAAAGGCUCCAUCGCCGGCGAGUGGCGGAGGUAUCACAGCGAGGGCGGCUGGGACGGGCUGCUCGACCCGCUCGACCAGAACCUCCGCCGCGAGGUCCUCCGCUACGGCGACUUCGUGCAGGCCGCGUACACGGCGUUCCACUCCAUGCCGUCGUCGUCGUCGGCGGCGGCGUCGCAGCACAGCCAGCACCGGACGCUCGUGCUCCCCGACCGGUCGUACCGGCCGACGCGCAGCCUGUUCGCCACGUCGUCGCUGUCCAUCCCGGCGUGGGCGCGGCGGCGGUCGGCGCCCGGGUGGCUCACGCAGCGCUCCAGCUUCGUCGGCUACGUCGCCGUCUGCGACAACGAGGGCGAGGUCCAGCGCAUGGGCCGCCGGGACAUCGCCAUCGUCCUGCGCGGCACGGCGACGUGCCCCGAGUGGGCGGAGAACCUCCGCGCCGGCCUCGUGCCGGUCGACGACGACGACGACGACGACGUCGGCUCGCCGCAGAACGCGCCGAAGGUGGCGAAGGGGUUCUUGAGCCUGUACAAGACGGCCGGCGACCACGUCCCCAGCCUCUCCGACGCCAUAGUCGACGAGGUGAGGCGCCUCGUCGAGGUCUUCGAGGGGGAGGAGCUGAGCAUCACGGUGGUGGGACACAGCCUCGGCGCGUCGCUCGCCGUCCUCGCCGCCGACGAGCUCAGCGCUUGCCUGUCCGCGGACGUGGCUGAACAUCGCCGGCGGCCACCGCCGAUCGCCGUGGUGUCCUUCGGCGGCCCGAAGACCGGGAACCGCGCGUUCGCCGACCGCCUCCAGAACGGCCGCGGCGUGAACGUGCUCCGCGUGGUGAACGCCGGCGACGUGGUGACGCGGGUGCCGGCGCCGGCGAUGGCGCGGGAGGGGGAGGGGCACGUGCACGCCGGCGCGGAGCUGAGGCUGGACAGCCGCGACUCGCCGUGCCUCCGCCCGGACGCCGGGCCGGCGUGCUGCCACGACCUGGAGGCGUACCUCCACCUGCUCGACGGCUUCGCCGGCUCCGGCCGGCCGUUCCGCGCCGACGCGAGCCGCAGCGUGGCGCGGCUGCUGACCUACCAGCGUCCCAACGUGAGGGGCGCCUACGUCGAGCGCGCCAGGGUGCUCGGCUUCGAGCCGGCGACGCCGCGGACCGCCACCGCCAACGGCGCCGGCGGCGGAGCCGAGGGGCAUUACGGCUACUUGGCUAGCCCAACAUGAUCGUUGCGUACUACUACCACUGUAGCAUGCAUGCAUUGUCGUGUACCACCUUAAUUGUUAUAGGAGUAAAUUGUAUCGAUAGUACAAGAACUUGUUAUGUGGGUGCAAUCUAAUGUAUGGACUUGUAAAAUGCUUGUUUUGAUACGUGAACUUUUCUUGCUCAUAUGAAUUAAAGUCAAAAGGACAUUAUAUAA
Molecule: messenger RNA, 1987 nt
Organism: Oryza sativa Japonica Group (Japanese rice)
Lineage: Eukaryota; Viridiplantae; Streptophyta; Magnoliopsida; Poales; Poaceae
Product: phospholipase A1-Ibeta2, chloroplastic
Biological process (GO): lipid metabolic process
Molecular function (GO): glycerophospholipase activity
Source: RefSeq, a predicted model, not a curated record